UUACACAUUGUCGGUACAUACGUGAUGAACGAGUGACAUGUAGGUUUGUAAUUAAUUAAAGAGAAAAAAGUAUAUAAAUUAGCCAUGUCAUUGACAUUAGAGGUAUUAAUAUAGAAACAUGGGAUGUACUAAAGAGAUAGAAAAUAAUUUUAAUUUUGCAAAUUACAACACGCUUGUCCAUGGCCGGAAGUGGCAAGAUAGUGGUAUUGUGCAAAGGAUUGUCCGAAAACAACAAUAAGCAAGAGACGUAUAUUGAGACCUUGGAAUCAGCUGGUUACAGUUGCGAAUGUUUACAAACUUUGAGAUUCGAAUUUGUAAAUAUUUCGGAGUUGCGAACACGUCUGUCAGUAGCUGACAGAUAUAGUGGUUUAAUAUUAACGAGUCCUCGUACGGUUGAAGCUGUUGCACUGGCAGCAAAAGAAGAUGCCAGUAUCCUGUAUCAUUGGGAACAGAUGCCGGCGUACUGCGUGGGACCUGCGACGGAGUCUCUCGCCAGAAGCCAACUUAACUUGCAACACUGUGUAGGCAGUCAGUCCGGUAAUUCAAAGCAACUGGCUGAGAAAAUUGUCCUUGACGUAAAGAAGGAUUCAAAACCGUUAUUGUAUCCGUGCAGUGAAAUUGCGCGCGAAACUAUAUCUUGCAUCGUCGGAGACAGUGGAAUUUCAAUAGAAAAGAUCAUGGUUUAUAGGACGUUAGAGAGCGAAACGCUUGAGCAGGAGUUGCCAAAAAUGCUCGAGAAAUCUCCUAGUAUAUUUGUUUUCUUUAGUCCAUCUACAGUGGAGUAUAUUACAGUGCAGCUUAAGAGACAUUUCUAUAAUGUCAAAGAUGUAAGAGCAGUAGCGAUAGGACCUGUAACGAGAGAUGCAUUAAUUAGUUCUGGUUUCAAAGUAUACGCCACUGCAGAUAAACCUGAACCAGCAGCUUUGAUGCGUGCGAUCACAGCUGCCGAAUCUAUGGAAAAUUUAAGUAAGAAGGCUUGCUAAAAAUAUUUACUGACUCAACAUUUUUUAUAUUUUGACAUUUGCAACACAUACAUUUUUUAAAUAUAUAAAUGUUUCAAAUGUUAUUUUAUUUCACAAAAAGAGAAAUCUCUCCUUCAAUCCGUAUCAGUUUGUUAAUAAUAAUUGUAAAUAAUGUAUAUACAACACAUUCUAAAGAUCUAAAAAUAUAUAUAUACUAUAUUUUCUCACAAUUAAUUUUGAUUAUUAUCUAGAUUUCUUGUUAAGCAUUAUUUUACUCAGAAAGGAUAAUAUAUUUCGUUGAUAAAAGCGCUAUUUGCAAAUUUGUGCGUGCACGCAUAUUAAUUUUAAAAUAUUUUUAGAAAGGAUUAUUCGCAACGAAAUAACAUAUUUUUAUAUAUUUAAUAUAUAUU
Messenger RNA from Wasmannia auropunctata (little fire ant), 1372 nucleotides. It is a transcript of the gene Uros1, whose product is annotated as uroporphyrinogen-III synthase-like. The coding region runs from base 180 to 983 and encodes 267 amino acids. The transcript has 3 exons. The record is from RefSeq and is a predicted model, not a curated record. NCBI's taxonomy places the organism in Eukaryota, Metazoa, Arthropoda, Insecta, Hymenoptera, Formicidae. Gene Ontology annotation, molecular function: uroporphyrinogen-III synthase activity. Gene Ontology annotation, biological process: uroporphyrinogen III biosynthetic process.